Messenger RNA from Bactrocera tryoni, 843 nucleotides. RefSeq names its product pollen-specific leucine-rich repeat extensin-like protein 4. Lineage: Eukaryota; Metazoa; Arthropoda; Insecta; Diptera; Tephritidae. The record is from RefSeq and is a predicted model, not a curated record. Bases 1 to 843 code for a protein of 280 amino acids. The transcript has a single exon.
AUGUUUAAGCCAAUUGCCGGUUUGCUAUUACUGGUCGCACUUUGCGCCGCCGAGGCACCGACGCGUUUCCGCACAGCGGCACGCCGUCCAGCCGGCGCCCGUGUGCGCUUCCUUGCACGCCAGGUGGCCGCACCGGCACCAGCACCCGCGCCAACGGGUUAUCCUGCUGCAGGUGUGACGCCAGAAAUUCCCUUCGACUUGCCCUCAUCAACUGUCAAGCCGGAUGUGACCUACUUGCCGCCAGAUAAUACUUACGGUCCACCGUCACCACCACAACCGGACGCCACCUAUGGCCCACCAUUGCCACACAGCACCUACGGGCCACCGACUGAAGCGCCUGUCACGCCAGAUGCUGUAUACGGUCCACCGGACAACAGCUACUUGCCACCCGAAGAAAGUGUCACCGCACGCGAUGUGGACUUAGCGGUGGAUGUGGCUGAAGAGGCAGAGGAGGCAGCGGAAGAAGAAGCUACUGUUGAAGAGCAGCAGCCCAGUGAACCAGAACCGGAAGUUAGCGUUGAGCCAGCGGUAGAAGUAGAGGCGCCUGCUGAAGAUGAGGGUGAGGAACUUUUCGUUGCAGUCGCUGAGGAUGGCUCCGUCAUUGCGGUGAGCAACUCGUUUGAUGCGCAGGCCGAGGCGGCAGCGCAACAGCCAGCACGUUUGGUCUUCCAACGUUUCCCACAAGGCAGACGCCGAGCACCGGCUAGCGUGCCUGUGCCUGCGCGUUUGAUUAAGGCGCGUCGUGUGGCGCCAGCUAAGUUGCAGCUGUUGCAGCGUGUGCAACCGCAACCAAAGCCGCAGCCGCAAGGCUUCUCCUUCGCCUCGCAAUACACCGCCUGGUAG